UCAUGAUUCCCCCAAAAUUUGAAGGAGCCGGAGUUCUUAAGAAAGAGCCCUGAGAGCCGUCCGGUUCGUAUCGGCGGUGACAGCAGCGACUACACAGAAAGCUCACAACUACCACCUGAGGUACAGUACAGUGCCUCGGCACGGGGAUAAAGGUCAGAGAGGGUCACUGCGCCGGAAAUUCGGGCCCGGCCCACACCAGCCCCUACGCUCCGCAAUCAAAUCUAGGAGAAAACGUCACUGCUGCUGGGUUUCGCUCCAUCCUGGGCGCCCCUCAAUUGCGCUGCCCCUCAAUCCGCAGUUCGACUCUUUUUCGCAGCCCAGAUCGCGCCCGCUCACCGCACAGCUCAAGUCUGGACCGUUGGACACGGCGCACAAUGGAUCAACCCGGGGCCCCCGAAUUCAUACUCGAGGCUUUUGCGGACCCGAAUUCGGUGCGUGAGGUCGUCCGCGGAAUUCUCCAUACCAUCUUCUUUCUGCGCUUCUUUCCCACCAUCCUCCCGCAAACCCGCGACGUGCUCGGACUCGAGCUUGCUUACGUACCCGACGCCGAAAUCGAGACUCUCAUCGACCAGCGCGUGGACGCGCUUGUGCGCCAGCUAGAAUUAGAGCGUCAUCAGUCCCAUAAUCCGUCUUCCGAGCGGGGCCUCGGCCUCGGACUGGGCCUGACCGGAACCCCUCCUCCGCCGGGCUCGGGCAGCGGCAACAGCGGCUGGGGCAGCCGCGGGCAAAUCACAGUCCAAUUCCUCGAGAAGCGCCGGCGCAAGACAUGGUACGCCAUGCGCGGCGACGACGAAGUCUGCUGGGAGAGUUGGACGGUCAAAGUAGCCGUUGCCGACCCGCGGACAGAAGCCGAACGUGCCAAAGUCCGCCGCGCCUCCGAAACAACCUUGCGCAACGCCAUCUUUAAAGCCAGCACCCUCGCCAACGAACACAAAGACCACAUACCGCCCAUCACCACCACCGAGUCGAAUCCCUUCCCCUACCAGAUCCACAUCGGCGGCGGCGGCGGCGGCCACCCUCACCGUUCCCGUUCACCCCUCCAACAACCGCAACAGCAACAACAUCACCACAGGAGCAGUAGCAGCGGCGGCGGCGGUGGCGGUAGCAGCAGCAGCAACAGCAGUGGUCCAGCGCAGGUCGCGACCACCAUCAGCCCCGCCGCCGGCGCCGCGAGGCGGGGGUUAGUAGGCACCGUGGGAGGCAGCACGGGCGCCGCCGUGACGGGGUGGGCGACGCGCAUGGGCAUUUAUUAGGCGAGGACUGUUCAGGCAUGCGGUUGUUGCUGUCGCCGCUUGUCGACGGACGAGGAGGGGGGGGGGGUGU
Molecule: messenger RNA, 1323 nt
Organism: Thermothielavioides terrestris NRRL 8126
Lineage: Eukaryota; Fungi; Ascomycota; Sordariomycetes; Sordariales; Chaetomiaceae
Exons: 3
Coding region: 375-1253 (292 amino acids)
Biological process (GO): autophagosome assembly; autophagy
Cellular component (GO): phagophore assembly site
Source: RefSeq, a predicted model, not a curated record